AAGAUCCCUUUCCCUGGCAAUGAGAAAAUUUCUUCCCUGAUACCAGCAAACCACCGCCAGGCUUUGUGUGGUUAUCAGGAGUCAUUGGUCAGCAAUUCAUCAAGACUCUCUGAGGUUUUGCAAGACUCGUUGCAGUCAACCCAUCGGACUUUUUUGACGCUAAGAUCCCUGCACUCGAGGAAGAGAAGGAGGACAUCAAUUGCAUCAAAGAGGAUCUCGAUGAUUUUGCGUCUCCAGGGCUACUCAGCAGCAGAUAUUGGUCCUGCUCUGAGUAAGUUCCGAGCAGCGUCGCAGACCCUCGAUGUCAUCAAGCGCCAACGGACGUUGAUCGAGGAAGACUUAGAAAUGAAGGUCGGGCGCAGAAGGACCACUGCAAUUCAGAUUAUGGACUUGUUGAGAGAACAUACAUGGGUUCGAUUAUCCCACUCCUUGGGCAAAGCAGAAGUGUCCCAUAUUUUCGGACUUCAGGACGGUGUGCUCUCUGACCCACGCAAUGGCAAGAAUACCCUUUUCGGUUGA
Penicillium coprophilum is the source of this 519-nucleotide messenger RNA. RefSeq lists its product as uncharacterized. The annotation marks the transcript as partial. The record is from RefSeq and is a predicted model, not a curated record. The transcript is spliced from 3 exons. NCBI's taxonomy places the organism in Eukaryota, Fungi, Ascomycota, Eurotiomycetes, Eurotiales, Aspergillaceae.